AUGCCCUCGUCACAGGCCGUCUACGUAUAUACUCAAAAUAUCUGGUCUCGUGUUAGUGAACUGACAUCUGUUGCGGAAAAGAUCAAGAUGGCACACUCGAUUGCUGGUAGACAGUAUAACCUACGCGUCAAUACCAGCUCUUCAUCAAGCAAUCAGUAUCAGUACUUUUCCUUCAGCCCAAGAACAGAUCGGGGAGAAGAAACAGAGGACUCUGAGGAUGAAGUUGACAACUUGCCGACACCACUCAAGAAUCCUCGUUUCCCACAAUGUAACCAAACAACAGGCACCGGUUUUUCUGGUCCUCUAGAGGCCGACACACCUACUUUGAGACCACAGCAACCCUUUAUAGCUAAGGGAGAUAUCCCGAAGAAGCGUCUCCACAGCACUGGCUAUAACUUCAUUCGACCCAAGGACGAGCCGGGAACCACAUCCAUCACCAACACCGAUCACAUCAGCCGGGUCAAAGAUGACUCGACACAACCAGAAUCUAGCAAAACUACUCGAACCGCCCUGAAGGCAUGCUCGACCUGCCGAGCGAAGAGAACUCGCUGCACCCACAAGAAAGCAACUGCGAUUAGGAAGAACUCAAGAACCUCAGUAAAGCCAGAGGUGAAGAUCGAGAGCAAGCAUAAUGCUACUAGUUACAGAGUCAAGAAGGACGGUACUCUGUACACCAGGACUCCAUACGAUCGCAGCCAAGGACCGUCGAUGACUCCAAAUGCUGUGGACUAUCGAGAGAGGAAGGUCAUUCAGCAGGAGUAUCAGGACCAACUUACAGCACGUCUAGACGCAGCUGUCGUCCAGCAAGUCGAAAGCGAAGGAGGUAUAACUCCUCUCGGUCGUCUCUUCAAGGCUGCUGUUAGGACCAUAGAGCGAAUGCAGGCCGAAAAGGCGAAGGUAAAUCCAGAUGAGGGCUACGGCUCUGCGUCUCCACCAAACGACUACCAGUAUCUGGUUGACCAGAACAACAUGCUUCGAGAGGCUGCUGGCGCUGCAGAGAUGAAGCUGUUUGAAUUCAAGCAGAAGGUUCAAGGCCUUGUGGAUGAGGCAUGA
Molecule: messenger RNA, 1053 nt
Organism: Lithohypha guttulata
Lineage: Eukaryota; Fungi; Ascomycota; Eurotiomycetes; Chaetothyriales; Trichomeriaceae
Exons: 2
Coding region: 1-1053 (350 amino acids)
Source: RefSeq, a predicted model, not a curated record